AAACAAAAAUAAAAACUACUCACAAACGACUACCAGACGGCAACAGCAGCGUAGUGCGUACGGGGAGCGAUAAUUAUAAAUACUCAGCAUUUACGGUUGGUUGGAAAUUUUCAUCCCAUAUCCGAAACCGAUGUAGAAUAAUAUCACAGAAGGGGGGAUACUGUGUGAGGCACGUUGCAUUGACGAAUGCAACCACCGUUCACCGCCGGCUAGAAACGGGUUCGGCUCAAAUUUCACCGUCUUCGUCGUCGUCGUCAAUUCUCUGGCUGAGCUUGGUUUCAUCUGCUCUACGUCUAGAGCGGAAAUGGCGGCUCUGCCACCGCGUAAAAAUCCUACGCCGACGAAAAUCUCCAAGCAACAUCUGACUCCGCUGCAGAUUCUGCUCCAGAUGGGCUUCCCGAAGCAUAGGGCGGAGAAGGCUCUGGCAGCGACCGGGAAUCGUGGCGUGCAGCUGGCUUCGGAUUGGUUGUUGGCCCACGUCAACGAUCCAUCGCUAGAUGAGUGUUCGCCACGGGAGUACAUUCUGUACGCCUGUCCGACGGGACCAUUCCUGCAGCAGUUGGAGAGCUUUUGGACGCAAUCACGAGAGUUGUGCGGCUGGAAUGGCGCGCACAACUUCACGCCCCACAUUACGCUGGUUUCGUUCUUCAAAGCACCGGACGAAUGCGCUCCGCAGCUGUCGAAGGCCUUGAAGGAGCUGAUGACACUGCCGGGGGCGCUUAUCGAUCGACCAAUCAGCCUGGAGCUGUACACCAGCCCGAACUUUAUGGGCUUCUUCGUCGUGGAAGAUGAUGCAAACUAUUUGAAGCGCUUGGCGCUGCAAUACGUCAAGGAAGUAUCCCAUUCGAUAAUCAGCGACACCUACGAACAGCUAGACGCGCUAGUAACCUGUUUCCCAUGGUGCGGGGGAGUAACAUCAGCCCGUUGUAUUCCGCGUAGCAGCCGAUCGAUCUCGUUGGAACCACACGUGAAGUCAUUGCAUCUAACGCUGGCAUAUCAGUUUCCGACGAAUCAGUUCAAUGCCUUGAAGCAGCUGGUGGAAAAUUUGGACAGCUCCAGCACCGGAGCGAACUGGGAACUGCGAUUGUAUUCACGGGAUUCACGACUAGCGACCAAGCAGGUUCACAAAGUCCUCUACCCCCACACCCCUCGCGAACCGGACGAACUGGAGCUUCGGAUCGGUGACUAUAUCUACCUUAGCUCGGAAGCCAUCCAAAACUCGUCCGACGGAUGGGUCGAAGGCAUUUCCUGGUUGACCGGAACCACCGGCUAUCUACCGGAAAACUACACCGAACGCACAGCCGAAUCCGACGCGUGGACCAUGCACCGCACCGUCCAGCUGUGCGAUCCAAUAACUCCGGAACUGGAUGAGCAACCAUCGGAUAUGGUAGAUGGAGUAGCCGGUUUCAACCGGUCUGCCGUACAGGAAAACCACGACAUUGAGUCACUGGAGACGGUAUCAGUAGGUCACGGUGAAGUGCAGACGCAACCAAAUUCAGUCGAGAUGCCACAGGUGGACGUUAAAUCGAAGGAAGAUGCCGUGUCGGCGGAGAAGUUGUACGAUUUGAUGAAGAGGCGCACCGCACAGUCGGUAAUCGGUGGAAACGCUGGCGAUGAACCGAAGGACAAUUCGAUUGCGAAAGAUGCCGCCGCUGGACGACGGAUCUACGUGCUGCGGCACGGCGAACGGAUCGACUUCACCUUCGGAACGUGGGUUCCGUACUGUUUCGAUCAGACCGGGAACUACAUCAGGAAGGAUCUAAACAUGCCAAAGUCUUUACCUCAGAGAAUAAGUGCCCAAUGGAAGCGAGAUUCGCCGUUGACCAACAUGGGUCUGUAUCAGGCUCGGCUGACGGGGGAAGGGAUGAAGGACGCAGGUGUCCGGAUUGAUCACGUGUACAGUUCACCGUCGUUCCGUUGCAUCCAGACGACUACGUCUAUACUGGAAGGUCUCGGCCUGAAGGACAGUCAUCCAAUUCACGUGGAACCGGGAUUGUUCGAGUGGCUGGCUUGGUACCAGGAAGGGCUACCGGACUGGCUGUCGAAGGAAGAACUCGUUGCGGCCGAGUACAACAUUGUUUUGGAUUAUGAACCUCUGACCAAGGAGGACGAUCUUAAGGCAAGAUUACAGGAAGGCUUGGAAGAGUUCUACCACCGAAACUCGUCCGUCACCGAGCAUUUAAUCAAUAAUACAAGCGGAAAUAUUCUAAUCGUGGGUCACGCAACGACCCUGGACACCUGCACCCGUCACAUCGUGGGCGAGAAGCUGCGCUCGACGAACGACAUGAGCCGGAUUAUGCAAAAAGUUCCUUACUGCAGUAUGGCUGUGAUCGAGUCGGAGGACGGUCUCGGCGACUGGAAACUGGUGGAGCCACCGUGCGAUCCCGUCACCCACACCAACAACAACCGGUUCGAUUGGAAGAUUCUAGCUUAGGGAUUGGCGGAGCAGGGUGAUGCUUUUCACGGCACCCUUUUUACACCUGGAGCUCUACGUGCAGAGCAGUUGUAGAGCUAGCCAGUUUUCCAGAAAUUGGUGGACACGCUCGUGUUCGUACGGUGUAGUGACGUGAACUAGAAGCAGAGCGCGCUUUAAGACUUUGAUAAUAUUUCACUUAUUUCUCUCGUCGAAUAGAUUGUAGCGGUGUGCAAUGUGCGUGAUUAAAUUCGUUAAUUUAUAGCAAAAAAUUCGUUUGCCUUUGUUAUAUUCGUUCUAAUUGUGUGUCCAAUAGCAUUUGUCAUUGAAAAAAAAACAGCCGAUAACGAAAAUAAGAAUCUUUUUAAACAGGCAAAAUAUAAAAAUGGUAAGAAAAAAGGUUGUAAAAAAUGAAAGUCUAAAAAAAGAGGAAAUAUUCGCGUCAUGAAAAAAAGUCCUUGGAGGAUUUCAGAGGUCCAAAAAAAUAGGUUAAAAAAUCUCCAGAAAUUAUCUCUAGAUUUCGUUAGGCAUUUGACAUAGUUCCUGCAUAAUGUAAGACAGACAGUUCCAGAUUUUUGAACAAUAUUUUAAAAUAAGUGUAUAGUGGAGCUCUGACGGAAUUGUGAGCACAAUUUUUACAGAAUCUUGCACUUGAUUAUCGCAAAACUCUGGACAGGAUGAUCAAACAUGAUUAUGACAGAACCUUACGAAAAUUU
This is a messenger RNA of Aedes aegypti (yellow fever mosquito), 3129 nucleotides long. RefSeq names its product protein UBASH3A homolog (gene Epp). Lineage: Eukaryota; Metazoa; Arthropoda; Insecta; Diptera; Culicidae. The record is from RefSeq and is a predicted model, not a curated record. The transcript is spliced from 8 exons. The coding region runs from base 305 to 2434 and encodes 709 amino acids. Gene Ontology annotation, molecular function: protein binding.